Molecule: messenger RNA, 753 nt
Organism: Laccaria bicolor S238N-H82
Lineage: Eukaryota; Fungi; Basidiomycota; Agaricomycetes; Agaricales; Hydnangiaceae
Exons: 1
Source: RefSeq, a predicted model, not a curated record
CACACACCAUCAAAGCGUAUGCGAUGCAUAGGUGUAGGACUGGCUGGCACAGCGUCAGGGUCCUUCUUGGUCAAGAAAGCACGAGUCACUCACCUUCAGAUGGAGGGGAUUAUCAAAGACCCCGUCAUCGAACACAUUCCGGAUGAGCUCCCAGUGCCUGACUGGAGUUUACUCCAUUCCAACACCCCACUCCAUUCCUAUUCCCGACACGACCUCGAGGAACGGUGUAACGCACUGACUGAAGCGUUGGGGCACGCAAAGGUCCAACUGGCUGUGGCACACGAGAUAAUGAGUGGUCAGAGCGCGCAGUUGAUUGUGCAGAACAUGGGCAUGGAAGCUAUGAACCGCGCCUUAUUCGAGAAGGAACAGCCAAAGAAUAGAGACAGGACAGCAAUGUUUCCCAAAAACUUUGGACGACAUGCUACUGCUCCUGAGUGGGUUCUACAGAAGCGGACUCUGGAGGAUGAGGGGAAGCAGAAGGAGGCGGAUAAAGCCCAGAGGAAAGUCACGAAGGCGGGUAAGAAGGCGAGGAAGGUGGAAUUAGAGGAGAGAUGGAAAGCGGUCUGCGUCGCUCAUGAGGAGGCCAUUGUGCAGUGGAAAGCAACAUGUGAGACGUUAAAGGCGAGUGGUGUGGCGGCUAAGAACCUCCCAAAGAAGCCCAAGCGUGUCUUGAAAGCGUCUCUGGUGGAGGAGAGUGAAGACGGGGAUGAAGCGGGUGGGAGCGAUGAAGAGAGUGAUAGCGAUGAUGAGUGA